Drosophila albomicans is the source of this 4851-nucleotide messenger RNA. It is a transcript of the gene capu, whose product is annotated as protein cappuccino. The coding region runs from base 619 to 4764 and encodes 1381 amino acids. Gene Ontology annotation, molecular function: actin filament binding; microtubule binding. The transcript is spliced from 10 exons. Gene Ontology annotation, cellular component: actin filament; cytoskeleton; cytoplasm. NCBI's taxonomy places the organism in Eukaryota, Metazoa, Arthropoda, Insecta, Diptera, Drosophilidae. The record is from RefSeq and is a predicted model, not a curated record. Gene Ontology annotation, biological process: cortical actin cytoskeleton organization; actin nucleation; actin filament network formation.
GUUCGGUUCGAGUUCGGGACUUUCGGUGUGUUACGCGGCGUGCUCUCGUGUUGUUUACGUGAUGCACAUUUGAGAGUCGGGUGCACAAGUUUCUGACAGCUGCAGUUUGCAGUUAGUGUUUAAUCAUUUCAAUAGUUGCACAAUAUCAAUACUCGCAGUGGUUGAAUUUAAAACAAUCAAAUUGUUUGGCCAUGCGAAAACGCAAGCGUAAAGGAAAUUGUCACUCAUUAUGCUUAAUGUGGAACGCGUGUGGACAAUAUUGAUAGUCAAAAAAACGUUCAAUGCAAUUCCGUGCGCGAAAGUGAGUGUGUGAGAGAGCGAGAAAGAGAAAGAGAAAGAGAGCAAGCCGACGCGUCGGCGACAAAGUGUGAGCAAGAGCGGAAAUUGAGGCUGUCACGAACUUGCCGCAUUAGCACAAAACAAACGCAACAACAACUAAAGCAACAACAACUAUAACAACAAUAAGAACAACAAGUCGUAUACGUAUUAUUAAGGCACAACGGAGAAAGAGAAACACACAGAAAUUCGUCUUGCGGCACUGAGAAACAGAUUUGUAUAAAUUGCACCGGAAGUGCGACUCAGAUAGUAACUCCAACGCAACUGCAGAGCUGCUUACCAAUGGGCAAUACCCAAAACCAGAAUCGUUCGGCCCUAACGUCGUCGGCCCUUGAAAAGUCGCCAGCCACAAGCGGUAGCCUGGUGAGAUUGCCUCUGGUCACAGAAUUGAGGGAGAACCACGGAGGGGACGGGGGGAACAACAGCGGGAGCAGACGCAGCAGCCGGACGCGAGUUUUGAGCCGUUUGGUAAGCCAGAAGCGAGUUCGGGAUGCGUUCCUUCAGGCGGCAACCACGCCCAGCUCGACCAACGGCACUCGCUCGACGCCCACAUCACCGUUGGCCGAGUGGAGCACACCGGAAGUGGAGCAUGGACAAUUGAAUGCCAACACAGAACAAAUGGAUUUUCAUGACGUCGUCAGCCUGGACUACAACAGCGACUCCGUCGAGUUUCGCAAUUGCAGCAGCGACGAUUGUUAUGCAUCGAACUCCACAUUGACGAAGCACCGCCGACGUCUGCACUCCCUAUCGAUCUCUUCUUCUUCUUCCUCCAGCAACGAUACCGAUUCCGAUUCCCUAUUCGAUUCAAACAACAAGGACUUGUUGGAACUGCAGCGACGUUGUCGUGCAGAUAAGAUUGCCUGUCUGAGCCUGAGUCGAAUCACGUACCUGAACAUUGCCAAUGAGCAGACAGAGCAGGAGACGGACACAGAGCUGCUCAAGGACUCGUUGAUAACGCCGGAGAGCUCGCCGGACGAGCGAAUGGCGUUGCAGCUGGGCAAGAAGCUGGCCCAAGUGCUGGGCAAUACGAGUACGCCCCAAAUGGAAACGGCUCUCACAUUGAACUCAGCACCAACAGCCACAACGCCAACGAUGGGUGGAGGAUCGACUGGAGUGGGAGUAGGAGCAGGAACUGGAGGUGGAGGAGGAGGUGGAGCAGUGGCUGUUGCGGUGGCAACACCGCGUGUUGACUCACCCUUGGGCAAUGGCGAGCUGUUCAACAUUUCGAAGGCCAAGAAGGUGGAGUUGCAGAAUCUGUCGUCGCGUUUCAGUGCCGCCGUCAACCAAACAACAUCCGCAACUCCAACUCCAACGCCAUCCCCAUCUCAGUCGCAGUCUGCAUCCACAUUCGCAUCCGGAUCCGCACCUGAGGCAUCAGCAGUAGCAACGCCAGUUCUCUCAACCCCAACUUCAACUCCAGCUACAGCUAUAGCUUCGACUUCUGCUGCGACUCCGUCGACGCCGCUGGAAACGCAAUCAACUGUUAUAAUUUCGUUUAAAUCAUCUCAAACACCUGUGCAGUCUCAAGCGGCAUCGACUGACAAUGCUGCCAAUAAAGAGGAGCAGCAGCAACAGCAGUUGUUGGAGCAGCAGCAGCAGCCAGCUGAGGAUGGUGAGGAGGCACUAGAGGAGGAGACAGAACCGUUGCCACCGCCACCUGGUUACGGUACGCCCACCAAUCUGCUGUUGUCGAGCAAUGUGCUCAAAAAGGUGGCCAGCUUUUCGGUCGAGAGAUCGUCAACGGGCAACAGCAACAGCAGCGCCAGUGCUCAGUCACUGGCAACGGGCAACGAGGAUAAGGAUAAAGAGAAGGAGAAGGAGCGAGAGAGGGACAAGGAGACAACGCUGCUGGCGACGUCAACGUCAGCGCUGUUGGAGAAGCAGCAGCAGGCCGCUGUUGGCGCUGGUUCGCGACGAGGCUCAUCUUUUGUACCGGAAAAGUUAAGCUUCGCUGCAUAUGAAAAGUUCGAAGGUCAAAUGCUGAUCAAAUGGUUAAUCUCUACGCUGCAAAGCAACAAUGCUACAGGACAAGAUGUUUUGAAUGCAAUGGCAUUGCAGUUCUGCAAUAAUCUCAAAUAUGUUGGAGUACUCAAGCAGAUCUCCAAUGAGCAGCAGCAGCAGCAGGAAACCAUGUCCGGAUUUAGCCCCUAUGAAAUGUACCAAUGGACGCAUACGGAGCAGCCCACAACAUCGCUCCCUCUGACACCCGGCAAACUGGAUAAGGUGGCUGCCUGGCCCUUCUCUAGCACGCCGGCGGGAUUGAAGCAACAUCAGCUGCUGGAAAGCAGCAACAGCACACAACAACUCGAUGGCCAGAAGAUGUUGCAGCAAGUACUCCGCAAGCGGCUGCUCAACUGCGCGACUCUCGCCGAGGUGCAUGCGGUGGUCAAUGAGCUGCUCAGCAGCGUCGAUGAACCGCCGCGGCGUCCCUCUAAACGGUGCAUCAACUUCAAUGAGCUGAUCAAUGCCAGCGAAACAACCAUCUACGAGUGCAAUAAGCCAGUGGAGAGCAAAAGCUAUGCGGAUGCGGGCACACAAACCGAGGAGCAAGAGGAUCAGGAUAAGACUUGUGCGGGCACUUGUACGUGUGGAGCAGCCAAGGGUCUGGCGACGACGGAGCCAGUGCAGCCAGAUGUUGCAGCAACAGCCACAGGCACAACAACAGCAGCACCGCCUCCGCCACCACCUCCUCCACCACCGCCGCCGCCACCGCCACCCGCACCUCCCAUGCCCGGCCAGGCAGCUGCACCACCACCACCGCCUCCUCCACCGCCACCCAUUGCAGGUGCAGGUGCAGGAGGCGCACCGUUGCCACCCCCAGAACCCGCCAGUGCAGCAGGCCCAGUGCCACCGCCACCGCCUCUAAGUACCUCCAAGUCCGGCGCAAAUCUCUCGCCAGCGCCCUUGCCCGAUCCCGCUGAAGGCAAUUGGUUCCUACGCACAAGCAUACAACGCAAGAGCGCCGUUAAUCCGCCGAAGCCCAUGCGACCGCUGUACUGGACGCGCAUUGUGACAAAUGUGCCGCCAGUGCCGCGUCCGCCAUCGGUGGCCAACUCCACGGACAGCACAGAUAACAGCGGCAGUUCGCCGGAGGAGACGCCAAGCACAGCCACAACGCCAGCAGCCACAGCUACAGCAUCAUCAGCAGCAGCAGCAGUUGCGGCAACACCGGCGGCAGCUGCGCCAUCCAAAGAGAUUUGGACGGAGAUCGAUGAGACGCCGCUGGAUAAUAUCGACGAAUUUACAGAGCUUUUCUCCCGCCAAGCAAUUGCGCCCGUUAGCAAACCCAAGGAACUGAAGCCCAAGCGGGACAAGUCGAUUAAAGUGCUCGACCCAAAGCGUUCACGCAAUGUGGGCAUCUUUGCCAGAAGUUUGCAUAUGCCGUCCAUAGAGAUUGAGCAUGCCAUUUACCAGGUGGACACCUCAGUCAUUAGCCUGGAGACGCUGCAACAAAUCAGUCAUAUACGUGCAACCGAGGAGGAGCUGCAACGCAUCAAGGAUGCCGAUGGCGGCGACAUUCCACUCGAUUAUCCCGAACAAUUUCUCCGCGACAUUUCCCUCAUCUCGAUGGCCAGUGAACGCAUCUCCUGCAUUGUCUUUCAAGCCGAAUUCGAAGAGUCUGUGACGCUGUUGGUGCGCAAACUAGAGACGGUUUCGCAGCUAUCACGACAACUUAUAGAGAGUGAAGAUUUAAAGCUCGUUUUCUCCAUCAUAUUAACGCUGGGCAACUAUAUGAAUGGCGGCAAUCGACAGCGUGGCCAAGCAGAUGGCUUCAACCUCGAUAUACUCGGCAAACUGAAGGAUGUCAAGUCCAAGGAGUCGCAUACCACGCUGUUGCACUUCAUUGUGCGCACGUACAUUGCGCAGCGACGCAAAGAGGUGCUCAGUCUGUUCAAUAUGAAGUUGCCUAUACCGGAGCCGCCGGAUGUGGAGCGUGCAGCGCAACUGGACUUUGAUGAGGUGCAGCUGCAGAUCAAGGAACUGCACAAGAAGCUAACAGCUUGCAAACAGACCACAGCACAGGUGCUCAACGCAUCCAGCGGCAGCAUUCAGGAGCCCUUCAAAUCCAAAAUGCAGGAAUUUACAGCGAACGCCGAUAAAUCGGUGGCCAAGCUGCAUCAGCUCCUAGACGAAUGCCGCGAUCUCUUUCAGGAGACAAUGCGUUUCUAUCACUUCUCACCCAAAGGUUGCACUUUAACCCUGGCACAGUGUACGCCCGAUCAGUUUUUCGGUUACUGGACGAAUUUCACCAACGACUUCAAAGACAUUUGGAAGAAGGAGUUGGCAAUAUUGGAGAACGAAUUUAAAUUGAAAAACAUGAAAAAACAUACACAGGCUGAAAAUCGUCGCAAUAGCUGCGCUACCACGGCGCAGCCAAAAAGGCUUUUGUACAAGGAGCGCAUGGUGCUGCGACGCAGCCAAAACUAGUUGUUAGUCCAAAUUAGCUUUAGUUCUUUCCGUUUUUUAAGCUUAAUAAAAAUUUACGAAAAUCCUCGCACUCGCGCACUGUUCGAA